CUCAAGUUUCUGCUUGUGGGAGACCUCGGAGACCGAUGUCUUAUGUCAUUCCGUAUGUCCUUUAAUUAACUCUGGCUUAUCAAAGCCCUUAUCUCACCACCUGACGUGAAUCCAGAGAUUCUUAAACUUGGAGUACUCAGAGGAAGAAGGAAGUGUACGUUGCUGGGGAUGGACAGUACGCCUGCAGUGAGUAGAAGUGGCCUGUUACUAGACUUCUAAGAUUGAUUGUUCUCACUCUGCCCCACCCCCACCGUUUACUGAAGUGUCAUCUACCAAAGUGAAUUGGAAGAAGAAAAAAACUCUUGAAGAAAUUGUAUCAGAGAGUUUUACUAAUGUUGCACUUUCCUAUUUUUUGGCCUCAUCUUUUGUUCACUGAGUGCUCACAUUUUGCUAAUAUUUGAUUCUGGAGUCAACGUAAAUAAAAACUCACUUUCCUGGUUAUGAUAAAUUGACAAAUCCCAUUAUCAUCGGCAACUUUUUUUUUUUCUCCUUUGGCUGCACCCAUGGCACGUGUAAGUUCCCAUGCCAGGGAUUGAACCUAUGUUGGAUCCUUAAUCCAGUGCGCCACAAGGGAACUUCCAUCAGCAGCAUUCUAAAACCUGUAUAAUAUUGCCAGUUAUGUUAGGUUUUAUCUUCAAGUCAGACAGCACCUCCUGUUAAUAUUAGUUUCAAGGUGGCAUGAUAGCAUUGAAAGAGGUACUCAGAAUGUUUGAUCCCAGUCCUAGUCUACCAGGUAUUAGUUGUGAGCUGGGUAAGGAUCAGAUGACAUGAAUGUGAAGGCGCUUUGUCAGCUGCGAAGUGUUGUACGUGUGUUCAUGCAGUUAUAUUCACAUACCACUGAAUUAUCAAAAUCACAAGAUGUUAGGACUAAAAGGGACCUUAAGAGAUCAAUAAACCCAGCUUCUUUAUUUUAAACAUGAAGAAACUGAAAUGGAAUAUAAAAAACCAUUUGAAGGAUGCUUAUAAUAAACUAGUCACAUUUGAAUUCAUUAGUGAUUUUAAUCUUUGUCUCAUAACCUUGUUCAGAGAGUCAUUAAGAGUACCUAAGGUGACAAUGCAAAGAGAUUGCAUUACUAGUAAAUUCUCAAGCCUAGAAUUUGCCAACCCAAUGCCUCUGGGUCUCCGCUCCAUUUCCCAGUACUGUUCCUUAGGUCGAGAAUUGCAAAGCAUGGAUUAGGGCUACUCUGAGAUUUAUUAUAACACAGAGAUGGUCAGUUUAAGUAAAACAUCUCAAAAUUUGUAUUUUUAUGAAAGGUAAGAUGCCUAAAUUAGAAAGAGUCCAGGCUGGAUCACCCAAAAUGGGCGAUCCCUUGAGCUUUGCAUAAAAAACUUAGUAGACUCAGUUCUUGGAUUUCUUACUCUCUGCACCCAUCUGGUUUUGUUAACACAUAAUACUUUGUUGUUUUAAGAGGACUCCAUUGACGUAAUUUCCCCCUCCCAUAUUCCCUACCAAAAUUAGACAUCCAAAUGGGAAAAUUAAUCCAGAGAAUGCAAGCCCAGUCCUUCCAUACUGAGCAUCAGAGGUUUGGAGUGUAUCAUCACUCCUCCCCUUGUCCUUUGAGCCUCCCCACUGUUGCUAUAGAGACAGUGAUAUCACCGGUUGUGAUUCUGAUGUCACUCUCCAGUCCCAACAAGGGGGAGGUGCAUGGAAGGCUGGGGGAGGAAACAAGAUCUUGAGCUGAGCACAAACAUCCCAGCAUCUUCAUUGACUUGAAAAGUAUAUUCUGGAAUCUUCUGUGGUUCACGAUUCCAGUGCUACGGAGAUUCCUUAUAUUACAUGGCAGGAGGGGUGGAUAAAUUUAGGAAUAGUGACGACAGUAACACAUUACUCCAGAGCUUUCCUCAUAUCUCAGAACCUGUCCUGAGUAAGAAUGUCGGAUAGGGUUGACUGGUUACAAAGCCAAAAUGGAGUAUGCAAAGUUGAUGUCUAUUCCCCUGGAGAUAGCCAAGCCCAGGACUGGAAAAUGUCGGAUGAAUCCUUGUCUAUUUUUAAGGAAGCUUCCACCGACCCUAUCAGAGUGCUCAGCUGGCUCCGCAGAGACCUGGAAAAAAGCACAGCAGGGUUUCAGGACGUUAGGUUCAAGCCCGGAGAAUCAUCGUUUGGCGGGGAAAUGGUCAACUGGACAGACCCCCAUAAAGGUUUCUGUGUGGACUAUUACAACACCACCGCCAAGGGCAAUCCAGGGAGAUUGCAUUUUGAGAUGACUCACAGAGAGAACCCUUCCCAGGGGCCCAGUGCCCAAGUGGGUAACGGGAGCUCAGUGGACGAAGUGUCCUUCUACGCCAACCGCCUCACCAACCUCGUCAUAGCCAUGGCCCGCAAGGAGAUCAAUGAGAGGAUUGACGGCUUCGAGAAGAAGUGUGUCCACCAGUCAGUGUACCUGGGGGAGGAACCCGCACCCAACAAAAGCCUGAGCAAGGUGGCCUCAGAGCUGGUCAACGAGACCGUCUCUACAUGUUCCAAUAAUGCCACUUCGGAUAAGACUCCCGGCUCCGGGGACAGAGCCUCAGGAUCCUCACAGAACGCCCCAAAUUUGAAGUACAAAAGCACUUUGAAGAUCAAGGAGAGCACCAAGGGAAGCAGGGGCCCAGACGACAGACCCGCUUCUAAGAAGUCUUUCUUCUAUAAGGAAGUGUUCGAAUCUCGUAAUGCAGGCGACGCCACGGAGGGUGGAAGGUCCUUACCUGCGGAGAGAAAGAUGUUCAGGGGGCAGGAGAGGCCCGAUGACUUCACCACCUGUGUCAGCCAAGGCAUCAUGACCUACGCCAACAGCGUGGUGUCUGAUAUGAUGGUCUCCAUCAUGAAGACGCUGAAGAUCCAGGUGAAGGACACGACCAUUGCCACCAUCCUGCUAAAGAAGGUCCUGAUCAGGCACGCCAAAGAGGUGGUCUCGGACCUCAUCGACUCCUUCAUGAAGAACCUCCACAAUGUCACGGGGACCCUCAUGACGGACACGGACUUUGUCUCGGCCGUGAAAAGAAGUCUCUUCUCUCACGGAAGCCAGAAAGCCACGGAUAUCAUGGACGCCAUGCUGGGUAAGCUCUACACGGUGGUAUUCGCCAAGAAACCCCCUGACACUGGCAGCAGAGCCAAGGACAAAUCCGAGAGGUAUUCGCUGGUCUCCGUGAAAGAGAUGGGUGACCCUAAAAACCGAAACAUCAACUUUGCCUCGAUGAAAUCCGAAGGGAAAUUGAGGGAAAAAAUAUGCUCUCAUUCACCCAAACCAGAGACGGAGAAGAGCUGUGCCGAAACUCUGGGCGAGCACAUCAUCAAAGAGGGGCUGACCCUGUGGCAUAAAAGUCAGCAGAAAGAAGGAAAAUCUCCAGCUUUCCAGUGUUUACCAUUCGCAGCUCCCAACAAACAGUAUAAACCUGCGCCAGACAUUCUCCUGGGAUUUCCUUUCGAUCCGUGCAACCUCAGCCCCCCUCUGCAACACUUAGAGAAACCUGAGAAUUUUAUGUGUGAUUCAGACUCCUGGGCCAAGGACCUGAUCGUAUCUGCCUUGCUUCUGAUUCAGUACCACCUGGCCCAGGGAGGAAGCAUGGAUGCACAGAGCUUCCUUGAAGCUGCUGCCAGCACCAACUUACAGGCCAACAAGUCCCCUGCAGUUUCCGAUGAGUCCAGCCUGAAGCCACCUCAUGUGGGGGGUGACCAAGAAGAAGCAGAAAAGAAGGAUCUAAUGAGCGUUUUCUUCAACUUUAUCCGGAACUUACUCAGGGAGACCAUUUUCAAGAGUAACCGUAGCUCUGAUCCCAAGCCAACUAAGGAGGAAGAUAGCCCCCAGUGUGAAAGACCUGUAACCCCUUCUCCCAUCAAAUUCAGUGAAGGGGAUGAGGCAGGGGGUACUUUUGCUGGGCUGACCAAGAUGGUUGCUAACCAACUAGACGGCCACAUGAACGGGCAGAUGGUGGAGCAUCUGAUGGACUCGGUGAUGAAGCUGUGUCUCAUUAUUGCCAAGUCCUGUGACUCUCCCUUGGGAGAACUGGGGGAUGACAAGUCUGGGGAUGCCAGCAGGCCUGUGUCCGCCUUCCCAGAGAAUCUGUAUGAGUGUUUACCAACCAAGGGCACAGGGACAGCAGAGACGUUGCUGCAGAACGCCUAUCAAGCCAUCCACAACGAACUGAGAGGCAUGUCAGGACAGCCCCUGGAAGGGUGCACGGCACCCAAGGUGAUUGUCAGCAACCACAACCUCACCGAUACGGUUCAGAACAAGCAACUGCAAGCCGUACUUCAGUGGGUAGCCGCCUCAGAGCUCAAUGUCCCUAUUUUGUACUUUGCUGGUGACGAUGAAGGAAUCCAGGAGAAGCUACUGCAGCUCUCGGCGGCCGCCGUGGACAAGGGGCGCAGCGUGGGCGAGGUCCUGCAGUCGGUGCUGCGCUAUGAGAAGGAGCGACAGCUGGAUGAGGCGGUGGGCAACGUCACACGGCUGCAGCUGCUGGACUGGCUGAUGGUGAACCUGUGACAGGAGCCCGCCGAGCUCCCCCCGCUGCUGUGCAAGCCCGGCCCCCUGCUUCUUUCUGGCUUCCGCAGCUCCCCUCUGCGCAGCCUCCCAGAGCCCUCACAUCAUCCUCAUACCACUCACAUUCAAGACAGGUCAUCUUAUGCUGGUCAUUGGCUUUUGCAGAUUUUCCUGUCCAUGCGAGCGAGCAAGGACAUAAAAUAAAAGAAAAAAAAUUACAAUGAAAGGGCUCCAGGUAUCUGGUUUCCUUGGCCCAAAUGGUCAAUAAGUUGAAGCAGUGUCAGGAAUGAAAAAAGAAUCUGAUGGAUAGAAGAAAAAUAGUGCUGGCCUGAGAGGCCAUUUGGUCUGUUCCCCUCAGAUCUUUGUUCCCUGAAAAUUAGCCAUAUUUUAUCAGCCCCUUAUGAUACAAAUCAGAAAAUAUUGUUCAAUAUCCAAUCUAAAUCCUUCUAAUCAGGAUCUAGAUGGCUUCUUGUCCUGACUGUUCACCUCAGCUUUAUCUACGGUUGAAUAUGGUGGCAAGAAAAGGUCCAAAGGACCUGAGUUCUAUGGCCAGUUGUGUCACCUGCUCUGAUUUAAUGUCAGUAUCCCCCACCUCAGAAGCAUUUUCUGUUCUUAUCCUGACCUUUCUGUGGAAUUUUAUAUUCUCUAGCCUCCUUUUGGGAACUUUCUCCUUCUGGUUUUUAGUUUUCCUAUUUUCCACAUCUCUUAGAGGCUCUACUCAGUGGUGUCAAGCCCUUACAUUCUCUUUCCUAGGACUUUCUCCUGACCUUGUGCUGGUCUCACUCUGGCCUCUUCCCUGGGCGAUGUCAUCUAAACCCAUAGCUUCAGCUACCUUGUGCCCCCUUCAUGGGAUAUUACACAGUGAUCCAAUGAAAACCAUGAAGCCACAGAUAUAGUCCAUGUUGUUUUUGAUGUUAUGGCGUUCUUGUAAACCUGUUUGAACUAUAAUUACAACCGUACACAGACUGUGAGUUCAGGUAGGUAAGGACGAGGAGGGCAGGUACCGAUGAGUGGACACCUGUUGUAAUCAGCUCGUCUUCCUUUGGGAAACCCACCGCCCCCUAUUCCACAUGGUUCCAAGGAAGCAUCAGUCUUGGUGCCACCACCACUGCCCCACCCUGUGGGCAUAUGACCCAGGCUGGCCAAUCAGAGGGUCCCAAUAUCUCAAACAUAGUGAUGGGCUCAAGUCCAGUCAUUUCUGAGAUUUCCUUUAAGCAGGAAGACUGCACCUUCUGAUGCAGUCAUCAGAUGGUAGUGAAUGAUUCUGGAUGGUCGUGGUCAUCUUACCCUCGGGGCAGAGUCUGUCUUUGGAAUGAAGAUAACCAGAGAGAGAAGCCAGACUAAUAGGGGGAGGGGGAGCCUGAGCCCCUUGGUCUUGUUUGAAUUCCCAGAUCCUUCUGUACCGACACCUGCCCCUCCUGAUUUGCCAGUCACAUUAUCCAAUAAACGCCCUUCAGUUGUUCAGUUUGAA
This is a messenger RNA of Sus scrofa (pig), 5931 nucleotides long. The record is from RefSeq and is a predicted model, not a curated record. NCBI's taxonomy places the organism in Eukaryota, Metazoa, Chordata, Mammalia, Artiodactyla, Suidae.